CCGUCGAGCGCCGCGCCAAUGCAGCCCCGCCGGCAACCGCAGCCCGCGUCCCGGCCCGGGGGCCGGCGCCCCGCUGCGCAGCUGUUCGCGCUGCUGCUGCUGCUCGACCUGGAGGCGGUGGCGGUGGCGGUGCCCGCAGGGGCCGGGGGUCCCGAAGACGCGGGGCUCGGGCGCGGGCUCCUGCAGCAGGCGGCCCAGGCGGCGCUGCACUUCUUCAACUUCCGCGCGGGCUCGCCCAGCGCCCUGCGAGUGCUGGCCUCGGUGCAGGAGGGCCGCGCGUGGGUGAACCCAGAGAAGGGCUGUAAGGUGGAGCUGGUGUUCAGCACGGAGCGCUACAACCCGCAGGAGGGGGAGGAACAUUUGGGGAAAUGUUCCGCUCAAGUGUUUUUCAAGAAUCAGAAACCCAGACCGGCCAUUAAUGUAACCUGCACUCGGCUCAUUGAGAAAAAGAAAAGACAACAAGAGGACUACCUGCUUUACAAGCAAAUGAAGCAACUUAAAAAUCCCUUGGACGUGGUCAGCAUACCUGACAGUCAUGGACAUAUUGAUCCUUCACUGAGACCCAUGUGGGACCUGGCUUUUCUUGGCAGCUCAUAUGUAAUGUGGGAAAAGACAACUCGGUUCUUGCGCUACAACCUGGCACAGCUCAGCAGUGUGAAGCAGUGGAAAACACAUGAAGGUGCAAUUGAUUUUGAUUACACUGUUCUACUUCAUGAAUUUUCAACACAGGAAAUCAUUCCCUGUCGUAUUCACUUGGUCUGGUACCCUGGGAAACCACUCAAAGUGAAGUACAACUGUCAAGAGCUACAGACACCGGAAGGCUCUGGAACUGAAGAAGGAUCCGCUGUGGCACCAGCACAGCUCAGUAAUUUCUAACAAGAAGAAAAAUCUCUUGUACCAGCCUCUAUUAUCAUUCUAGUAAAAUAGCUAAAGUAAAGGCAUUGCAGUAACUUCAGAAAGCCCGUGAUUACAAGUGAAUGCUCAAAAUUCUUCAGUUGGGCUGCUUUAGCUUUAGCUCUGGGAGCACAUGCAUACUGACCUCUGCUCAGUGCUAAACCGCUGCCAGCAGCUUCCACCACAUUUCAGCCCUCAAGUGCACAGCCAGUGGCCUGGUUUGCUGCAGAUGGAUCAACAAGUAAAGGCAAAAAACAGGGUCAGAUCUCUGAACCUAUAAUUCACAUUAUUUUGGACACGGUAUAGCUAACUAUUGUAUGCUGCUAAAAUGCUUCUAUGUAGUAUGUAAACAAAGAUAAUAUAUUUUCUCUUGUUAAAAAAUAUUUUCAGUGAGGGCAAAUUAUAGGAAAAAUACUAUUUGAAAUAAAUUUUACUGUAUUUCAUACAAGUAUUUUUAAAUUGAUAUCUACUUUUCAAUAAAUGUUUAAAUAGAA
Lepus europaeus (European hare) is the source of this 1388-nucleotide messenger RNA. It is a transcript of the gene RARRES1, whose product is annotated as retinoic acid receptor responder 1. Bases 19 to 876 code for a protein of 285 amino acids. Gene Ontology annotation, molecular function: metalloendopeptidase inhibitor activity. The transcript is spliced from 6 exons. NCBI's taxonomy places the organism in Eukaryota, Metazoa, Chordata, Mammalia, Lagomorpha, Leporidae. The record is from RefSeq and is a predicted model, not a curated record.